Molecule: messenger RNA, 4326 nt
Organism: Coccidioides posadasii C735 delta SOWgp
Lineage: Eukaryota; Fungi; Ascomycota; Eurotiomycetes; Onygenales; Onygenaceae
Product: Sec63
Source: RefSeq, a predicted model, not a curated record
AUGGAUGACGGGGCUGGCAAGAAUGCGCGACAACUUCUCAACACCUUCAGGUAUCCUUCCGCCAACCGGUCUAAAAUAUCCUAUGGUAGCCAGACAAGAUUCAGUUCACAAAUGAUGCCAUCUUCUCGGCCGUCAUGGCCGUCGCGGAUGGAAGGGCUGGUCGACUCCGACCGUGGCGUGGCUCAAUUGCCAUCGGAGCACAAUGAUCUACCCCUUGACGCUUUUGCAGCCAAAACUCCUAGUGGUCCAUCUCGCGCAAUAGCUUCUAGCCCUCCGGAGUUGGAGCCUCUUGACAGCCCUCUCAAAAGCGUUCACGGUGGGAAUAGACCAGCGUCCAUUGCUCGAGCUAACCAUCAGGAGAAUAUUCGCUUUCAUUGGCCAUUGCCCAUGACACUCUCCUCUCCCCGUACUCCAUGUCCCUCUGGCACCGUGGCUCCCAACAACGAGCCUUGUGAGAUACAGCUGAAGCAUGCACCGCCAAUUAUACAAGGAAUUCAACUAGUACCUACCCACGAGUUACCUGACCGGCUCCGGUCCAUUUUUCCAUUUUCUGUUUUCAACGCUAUCCAGUCCAAGUGUUUCCGCCCGAUUUAUCUCAAAGACGACAAUUUCGCCAUUUCGGCGCCUACCGGAAGCGGAAAGACUGUGGUUAUGGAACUGGCAAUUUGCAGACUCAUAUCGAAGAUUAAGGAUAAUAGGUUUAAGGUAGUGUAUCAAGCACCUACCAAAUCUCUCUGCUCUGAGCGAUUUCGUGACUGGUGUGCGAAAUUUGCCGCUUUUGAUCUCCAAUGCGCUGAGCUCACAGGAGAUACGGAGCAGUCUCAGCUCCGAAACGUUCAAAAUGCGAGUAUCAUUAUCACCACCCCAGAAAAGUGGGACAGUAUGACGAGAAAAUGGAAGGACCAUAUGCGGUUAAUGCAACUCAUCAAGUUAUUUCUGAUCGACGAGGUUCACAUACUAAAGGAGACUCGUGGCGCGACUUUGGAAGUCGUAGUAUCGAGAAUGAAAUCAGCGAACUCGAGUGUUAGAUUUAUCGCUUUGAGUGCUACAGUGCCUAACUCCGAGGAUAUUGCAACAUGGCUAGGGAGAGAUCCUACUAAUCAACAUUUACCGGCUCACCACGAACGAUUUGGGGAGGAGUUUCGUCCUGUCAAGCUCCAGAAGUUCGUUUACGGAUAUCAGUCUAAUGGGAACGAUUUUGUGUUUGAAAAAGUCUGUGAUUCAAAGCUUCCUGAAGUUAUCUCGAAACACUCACGAAGAAAACCUAUAAUGAUUUUCUGUUGUACUCGUCAUUCUGCGAUUUCAACCUCAAAGAAUUUGGCAAAAUUGUGGACGGCGACAAAUGCUCCUGGUCGCCUGUGGAAUAGCCCAAAGAAGCCAAUUAUAGUCCAGAAUCAAGACUUGAAAGCAACUGUCUCAACAGGGGUGGCCUUUCACCAUGCUGGUUUAGAUACCAGUGACAGACACGCUGUCGAAAUGGCAUAUCUCCAGGGGCAUAUAAGUGUAAUUUGUUGCACUUCUACCCUAGCUGUUGGAAUUAAUCUUCCUUGUCAUUUAGUGAUUAUAAAAAACACUGUUUCAUGGCAGGACCAUCAUCGCAGAGAAUAUACAGAUCUAGAGACGAUGCAAAUGCUCGGUCGAGCAGGGCGCCCUCAAUUUGAUAAUAGCGCCACCGCUGUGAUCUUGACCAAAAAGGAGAGGGUAGACCAUUAUCAGAAACUGGUGACAGGAUCGGAACCGUUAGAAAGUUGCCUACAUUUCAAUUUGAUAGACCAUUUGAACGCCGAAGUUGGCCUGGGCACCGUGACAGAUAUCGAAUCCGCCACUAUGUGGCUCGCCGGAACUUUCUUUUUCACUCGCCUGCAAAAGAAUCCAACAUACUAUAAUUUGAAAGAAGGAUGCGAUAGGGCAGACGAAGAGGAGAUGAUGAGACAAAUAUGCGAAAAGGACAUCAAGCUUCUGCAAGAAUGCUCGCUCAUCACGGAACGAGUUCCAUUGAAAUCUACCGAGUUCGGCGAUGUGAUGGCUCGUUAUUAUGUAAAAUUUGAGACGAUGAAAGCCUUUAUAGCGCUACCGCCAAAAGCUAAGAUGUCAGAGAUUCUAUCUGCCAUCGCCCAAGCAGAUGAAUUUCGGGAAAUCAGGCUCAAAGCCGGCGAAAGGUCCUUAUACAAAGAAAUAAACAAGUCCGAUGGGAUAAAAUUCCCAAUAAAGGUCGAUAUCGGACUCACCUCUCAGAAAAUUUCCCUGCUUAUACAGUCAGAACUGGGUAGUGUUGAGGUUCCAGCCGCGGAGCAGUACCAGAAACAUCGAUUCACGUUUCAACAAGACAAGAGCCUGGUAUUUGCCCAUGUUAAUCGGCUGAUUAGAUGCAUUAUUGAUUGUCAGAUAUCCCGUGGAGAUUCGAUAAGCGCCAGGCACGCUCUUGAGCUUGGUCGAAGCCUUGGAGCAAGGGUUUGGGAUACUUCACCGCUGCAGAUGAAACAGAUAGAUCAAAUUGGUGUUGCUGCUGUGAGGAGACUCGCAUUAGCCGGCAUUAAUAGCAUAGAGGCUUUGGAGGCCGCUGACGCCCAUCGAAUUGAUGCCAUCCUAAGUAAGAACCCUCCAUUUGGUAUGAAGCUUCUAGGGCGGCUCGAAGUUUUCCCUAAGCCUAGGGUCUCUCUAAAGAUGAUUGGAAAGGAAACAAACCCCGGAAAAUGGCCUAUAGUCACAUUCAAGGCAGAUAUCGGUUUUAUAAAUGAGAGAAUUCCAAGCUCAUUUAACAAGAAGCCAGUUUAUGUCUGUUUCCUAGCGGAGACAUCUGACGGUAGAAUCAUCGAUUUUCGGCGGAUAAGCGCCAGCAGGCUACACAGCGGUCAAGAUAUUAUGCUGAAGGCGGAGCUCACUCAUUCAUACCAGCACAUCACAUGCUAUGUAAUGUGCGAUGAGAUAGCUGGGACGUUGCGGCAGGCAGAAUUAAAGCCAAAUUUCCCAGAAUCUUACUUUUCAGGAGCCAAAGUUUCACGCGCCGUUACUACUCAUUGGCCUGAAAAAAGUGUGGCCCGAAGUCCCAUUGGAAACGCCACACUCACCGGCAAACGUCCCGAUGAGUUCUCUAAUGAUGGUCUCGAUGAUAACGACUUAAUUGCUGCCGUGGACAGCUUGAAUGUACGGAAUAAGGACGUAUGGGCCAAGCAGUCGAAUGAUUCUACGAACGUUUUGAAGAAUUUGAGCCAGCUAAAUGCUCAAGACAAAUCCGAGGCUCCUAUUCAGCUUAGUAACGGAAAAUGGGCCUGUAGCCACCGGUGUAAAGACAAGACUGCAUGUAAACAUUUGUGUUGUCGAGAAGGCAUCGAUCGGCCGCCAAAGAUUUCCCAGAAGCCUGGAGGCGAAGAACCGAUAGGAAGCGUCGAAAAGGCCCAUGGAGAGCCUGCGAAUAUCCAGGUAUCAUCAAGCUCGAAUUUUAGUCAGAUAUCCGUACCAAAUAACAACAGAUAUAAUCACAGUGAUACUGAUGUGAUUGACCUUACGGGCCCGAGUAACGUCGUGAAGUCCGCGCUGCGAUAUAAAUACGUGAAGAAGAGGAAUGAAAAGGAAUUCGACUUUCAGAAGCCGUCUAUAGCAGUAGAACAGCAUGCAUCCAAGUCAAAUACGGUCAAAGCGGAUAAUGUAAAGAAUCUUAGUGGCACCUCCUUUCUCGGUUCCGGUUGGGAGAAUGGGUUAAACGGUGAUGCUGACAGCUCUAGCGACUUUGGAAGCGUUGACAUAGACGACCUGUUCCCUCUUUACAAUGAGGUCAAUUCUGAACAGAAUACAGAUGACCCCAAGUCCACCGUAUGUCGCAGUCCGGUAAACAAUUUCGACUAUGACGAUUACUUCGACGUAGAUGUUGACAAUACUUUUGAAGCACAUCAAUCACCUGAAAAUGAGGUUACAGAAUAUGACCAAUAUAUCUUGUCUCCAGACAAGCCUAUCCCGGAGGUCUUUAGUGCAGUUGAAGAAAGCCCUGCAAACUCAAUAUUUUUAAAAUUCGAAAGCACGGUCUCACAACAAGCUUCACCUUUGAAAUCCACUCUGAAUCCAACUAUCUUUUCUCCUACUGGCGUUGACUCCCUGCUCAACCCGAGCGUCAGUAGUGAUUCUCUGUUUUUCCAUACUCCUAGCCGCUCCGGGACAAAAAGGAGCCGUGACGAUGGAGAUAAAGGAGAGCACGAGCUUAUAGAAUCCGAUUCGAAGCGAGUACGGGUGGACGCAAGCGGCAAUUCAAACACGGGCGAAGCUCUCGAUGGAUGGGAAGAGGUUGAUUUAGAGUUGCUUGAAGAAUUCAAGGAUAUUGUGGAUUUCGUUUGA